Molecule: messenger RNA, 2074 nt
Organism: Rhinolophus ferrumequinum (greater horseshoe bat)
Lineage: Eukaryota; Metazoa; Chordata; Mammalia; Chiroptera; Rhinolophidae
Product: olfactory receptor 51E2
Exons: 3
Coding region: 408-1424 (338 amino acids)
Biological process (GO): G protein-coupled receptor signaling pathway
Cellular component (GO): membrane
Molecular function (GO): G protein-coupled receptor activity; olfactory receptor activity
Source: RefSeq, a predicted model, not a curated record
AAGCUGGAAUAAGUCUCCUCAUAAACUCGGAUCCUCCCUGGAAUCUAAAGCCUCCUCAGCCUUCUGAGUCAGCCUGAGAGGGACAGACAGAACUGCUGUACGGGCUCUGUGCAAUAAAGAGUGGCUUCCAUACAUCAAGUUCUGUUCAGUCAACUGGAAGAAAAGAUGGGAAACGAAAAGCUGAAGAAAUGCAUCCCUUUAUUUUUGAAUGAUGAGAUUACACUUUUUGGUACCCAUCUUGGUUUUUAAAGAGGAUGUGAACUCCUAGAACCUAAGGAUAUACUACUACGUACGCACGUUGACUAGUGUGUUGGACAAAGUCACUAAUGAGGAAAGGCACUGACUGUGGUUGACAGUGGAAGUUUGAGUCCUUGGAAGAGUGGAGAUAAUUGUGGGGAGAGCCCUAUAUGGGCUACCAGUGUGACCUCACCCUCUCCAGUGCCCCCUUCUCGGUGCCAGCUAUGACUUCCUGCAACUUCACACAUGCCACCUUUGUGCUUAUUGGUAUCCCAGGACUUGAAGAAGCCCAUUUCUGGAUCGGUUUCCCCCUAUUUUCCAUGUAUGCUGUGGCAGUGUUUGGAAACUGCAUCGUGGUCUUUAUCAUAAGGAUGGAGCGCACCCUACAUGCUCCCAUGUACCUCUUUCUCUGCAUGCUGGCAGCCAUCGACCUGGCCUUGUCCACAGCCACCAUGCCCAAGAUCCUCGCCCUCUUCUGGUUUGAUUCCCGGGAGAUUACCUUUGAUGCCUGCAUUGCCCAGAUGUUCUUUAUUCACUCUCUCUCAGCCAUUGAGUCUACCAUCCUGCUGGCUAUGGCCUUUGACCGUUAUAUAGCCAUCUGCCACCCAUUGCGGCAUGCUGCAGUGCUCAACAAUACAGUGACAGCCCAGAUUGGCAUGGUGGCCGUGGUCCGUGGAUCCCUCUUCUUUAUCCCACUGCCUCUGCUCAUCAAGCGGCUGGCCUUCUGCCACUCCAAUGUGCUCUCACACUCCUACUGUGUACACCAGGAUGUGAUGAAGUUGGCCUAUGCAGACACGUUGCCCAAUGUGAUCUAUGGUCUUACUGCCAUUCUGCUGAUCAUGGGUGUGGAUGUCCUGUUCAUCUCCUUGUCCUAUGUUCUGAUUAUACGAACAGUUCUACAACUGCCUUCCAAGUCAGAGCGGGCCAAGGCCUUUGGAAACUGUGUGUCGCACAUCAGUGUGGUACUGGCCUUCUAUGUGCCUCUCAUUGGCCUCUCAGUGGUCCACCGUUUUGGAAACAGCCUUGAUCCCAUUGUGCAUGUUCUCAUGGGUGAUGUCUAUCUACUUUUGCCCCCUGUGAUCAAUCCUAUCAUCUAUGGUGCCAGAACCAAACAGAUCAGAACACGGGUGUUAGCCAUGCUCAAGAUCAACUGUGACAAGAAUCUUCAGGCUGUGGGAGGCAGGUGACCCUUACCACCCCGCUUUCCCUUAUCCUUAAUGAUUUGAUGUAAUGAUUUCCUAAUGCUAGCUUAAUUCCAGUUUCCUAUAAGCAUAUCAAUGCUUUUCUCUAGUUUGACAUCCAAAUUCUGCCUCAGCUUGGGGUGAGAUUUGGGGAGGUAUCGUAAUUCCCUUCCAUAGGUCAAAAUGUUAUUGAUAUCCUUAUUAUAUAAAAAGUCUAUAUUAGAAAAUCCACCACUGCAUCAAUAAGUAGUAAAAGAACAUAAAAAGGAGUGACAAAAAAUACCAUUGGCUUUGAAAUAGGGAAAAAUUAUUCCAUAUAACUAGUAAUCCACGAAAAUUAUAUUGAAACAAUAAUUAGGCAGCAUUUUGUCAGUCAAAUUAGCAGUUUUAUUACUUAAAAUUAACAAUGAAAAAGGAGAUUGUGUUGAAAUGUAUAUUUUUGAACAUCACAGCUGAAGGUAUGUUGGCAAUAUGUAGGAAGCUCUUUUUUAAAGUUAUAUGUUUCAAUGUUGAAAUCUCACUUUUGAAAAUGUAUUCUAAUACAAUAUCCCUAAGUGCAGAAAACAGGUUUUUCACAAAAUAUAUUAGUUAAUUAUACCACUAUUUAGAGUAAUCACAUAUUAGCAAUCCUAUGGCAUAAUAUGUAAAAGUAAGAA